CAUCACUCCACCUGUCUUCCUUUUUGGAUUUUAUCGUGUGAGGAACAGAGCCGGCAACAUGGUUUCUCAGGGGAUUCAGAUGAUCGGUAUAUCCAUGGCCCUGAUUGGUUGGUUCAUGGUGAUCGUGGUGUGUGCCAUGCCCAUGUGGAAGGUCACUGCUUUCGUGGGGGCCAACAUCAUCACGGCUCAGACGGUGUGGCAGGGCAUGUGGAUGAACUGCGUGGUGCAGAGCACGGGCCAGAUGCAGUGCAAGGUGUACGACUCCAUGCUAGCCCUGCCCCAGGACCUGCAGGCGGCCCGCGCCAUGAUCAUCAUCUCUAUCCUGACCGGGGUCUUCGGGGUGAUCCUGUCCAUCGCCGGGGGGAAGUGCACCAACUGCAUCGAGGAGGAGCGAUCCAAAUCCAAGGCUUGCAUCCUGGCUGGAAUUCUGUUCAUCGUGUCGGGGUUUCUCGUCAUCAUCCCCGUGUCCUGGUCCGCUCACACCAUCAUCACCAACUUCUACAACCCGCUGCUGAUCGAGUCCCAGAGGUACGAGUUGGGAGCGGCGCUGUAUAUCGGCUGGGCGGCUGCUUCACUGCUGCUGAUGGGAGGGGGCCUGCUCUGUUGGAACUGCCCCCCCAAACAAGAAAACCCUCACUACCAACAAAGAUUCACCCCUGUGAAGAGCACCAGCACAUCCAGAGAAUACGUCUGAGAGGGUUAGCCCUUCCUACACGGACUGUUGGGGUCACAGGAAAUGAAACACAGAAUACGAUAGGAUGAUGCUUUACUGUCAGGUCACGUCUGAUGUCUUUCUUGCAUCACAUUAGCUCCAUUUACAACAUCAACAAGGACAGAUUUUAAGAAACAAACAGACAUUCAACAAAACAUUCAAUCACAACAUGUUCAAGACCUUUAACGUACAUUUGAUCUGGAUUUAAACUCCAUAUUUAAUUAUAGAAUCGAGUGGUAAACUAAAUAAGUGCCUCAAUCUAACCCCUUAAAUCAGAAGACUGAAGCAUUUUUCUGUUCACCAGAAAAAUGUAAUCAUAGUUUGCUCAAACUAAAACAUAUAUUCACCGGUAUUGUAAGUAUAGCAUAGAUACAGCUCGAGCUGAAUCCUGAGUUUGGUUUGUGGUUAGUGUCAAAGUGACCUUCCUCAGAGCGGACAUUUUGUCUAGUCAAGCAAGUGUAACUAACAACAUUAACAAUGACUUCCUCACAGGGAGUUGUGCCAGCGGGGCCCUGGGCCUCUCUGUCACCUAGGAGAUGGAAGGCAGCCAUCUUUAAUGUGAGCAAAGCGCUUUCCUAUAAUGAGUGAACAUGAUUUCUUUGACCAGAAUUCUGUCUAUUUAAACAACAAAACAAGACAAAAUAAUAUGAAAGAGCCUUUAAAAAUGUUAAUCCACAAUGUAUUGUGGCAGGUCGAUAAGUAAAAUAUGAAUUCCGAUUCAAUCAAAUCUGUGUAAAUAUUUAGUCAGAUUGUAUUAAUAGUGAAUUAAAAAUGCAAUCAUCUUUAUUCUAUUGAAAUGGUAACAUCUGAACAGAUAUAGGAAGAAAAAGUACAGCUUCCUUUUUCUUAAGCAGGGUCUGUAUUGAUUGGCCUGUCUUGAUAACACAGGGAUGUCAGUAACACGUAAACAAUGUAGGAAAAUGAAUGCAUUUUUCUUUCAUUUUCACACUGCUGAACAAUUUUAUAUCUCUAUUUCUGUGUUUCUGAAUCUUGUAAUGUUCUGUAAAUAAACUCUAUACUCACUGUA
This is a messenger RNA of Trematomus bernacchii (emerald rockcod), 1739 nucleotides long. RefSeq names its product claudin-4-like. Gene Ontology annotation, biological process: cell adhesion; bicellular tight junction assembly. The record is from RefSeq and is a predicted model, not a curated record. Gene Ontology annotation, molecular function: structural molecule activity. Bases 59 to 694 code for a protein of 211 amino acids. NCBI's taxonomy places the organism in Eukaryota, Metazoa, Chordata, Actinopteri, Perciformes, Nototheniidae. Gene Ontology annotation, cellular component: bicellular tight junction; plasma membrane. The transcript has a single exon.